Molecule: messenger RNA, 1154 nt
Organism: Plasmopara halstedii
Lineage: Eukaryota; Oomycota; Peronosporomycetes; Peronosporales; Peronosporaceae
Exons: 1
Coding region: 392-613 (73 amino acids)
Source: RefSeq, a predicted model, not a curated record
CUUACGAAGACGACUCUUCAAUGCAAUAGGCAAUUGAUCAAUGUGACAAAGGGGUUUCUGCGAAACACCUUGUAACUUCGUGCUCUUAAAGGACACUGCGGUCGUUUGCCGGAACUUUGCUCGCUAUUUUGAUAAGAUCAUUGUAUAGGUUAUCAAUCAACUUCAGGUAGUUAUACUUUGUUCGUAUGGAUCCACAUAGUCAAUAACAGUAAUUUUCGAGCGCAAACUUGUUUGCUCGUGUGGCAACGAACACGUUUUGAUGCUAGCUAUCUAUUUCACAUUCACAGUCGUGCUAGACACGAUAAGCGGAAAGGGAUCAUUGCAAUAUCGCACGUGUGGUAGUUCCAGCACAGCAAGACAAGUGGAGAAAAUGAGCUUGCGUUGAUCUUGUAUGGCCUUAAACUGGGCACAGCUAUUCCAAGUCACACUGCCAAGCUCAAGGAGUUCCAACUCAUGCAGUUUUUUUCAAGUCGACUAUCUUAAAAGUACAUUCAAUGGUUUAUGCAGAAGAUUUGUUGAUGUGAGCGACUUUCUCCAAGUCAUGGACAUAUUCCAAUGCUGCAUGGAAAAGUGGUGGAGCUCAAGAAAUUUGAGGUUGCGUAUUACGCAUUAGGUAACAAGAGGGUCGUGGGUACCAGCUAGAAUGAUCUAUAAGAUGCUAGACAGACACAGACUAAUGUGGCACAAUCGCCCAUUGCCCAAGUUACUCGAAGAGAUAUUCUCUCGGCACCACGAAAUGAGCAAAUUAGCUAAGCGAUAGGCUGGGUAAGCAGACGUUGAGCUCCCAAAAUGUGUCAUUAGCUGUGCAUAACAGAUCGUCCUUGCCUCAUGUAAGAAAAACAGGUGUGAUCAAAUCUCACGAUUAGUGCACAGCACCUUUUCUUCUCUCUCCUACACUUGAUGACAUCAAUAUCGUGGAAAGUAAGGAAGCUUCUUUUCAAGGUCUGUCGUUUAAACGAAGACAUUUAAACUUGAGGAUAGCCUUUUUCGAAGCUUGUAUAAAAUGUGCUGAUGACCACCACCCCUUUCAAGUUCUGGACAUUAUGUGUAAAGAACAGUUUCUACGGACUUCUGCAGAACAAUGUCAAAACAAGAAAGUAAAAUUGACAAGAACGUAUUGAUGCAUUCACUUGUUUACAUCUCUGCACUUUUCA